Aplosporella prunicola CBS 121167 is the source of this 996-nucleotide messenger RNA. RefSeq lists its product as uncharacterized. NCBI's taxonomy places the organism in Eukaryota, Fungi, Ascomycota, Dothideomycetes, Botryosphaeriales, Aplosporellaceae. The record is from RefSeq and is a predicted model, not a curated record. The transcript has a single exon. Bases 82 to 633 code for a protein of 183 amino acids.
AGAACUUGCGCCUCGAGCUGGCCUGCCUGCCUGCCUGCCUGCCUACGACGCUACCUCUCCCCCUCCCCACAUAUAGCCUCAAUGGCCCGCCGACCUGUCGCCGCAAAACGCAACCUACCUACCAGCCAAAGAGCAUACCCUCGCCGCCACCGACGCGCAAAGUACACGCUCGCCCGGCCACCCAGUCAGUCAGUCAGCUCCGCGGGUUGCGCGAGAACCGCGCGCACACACACACACACACACACACGGAUACCCGUGCCAGCCUACCGCCACGCAGAAGUCGCUCCCCUCACCAACGCCCAAAGACGGAACAAUACCCGUACAGCAGCGCAGCAGAAAGAACCCAAGACCAAUCACAAACAACGACAACAAGGGCGCAACACAAACCCUGCCAUACCCACUCACACAAGCCAAGCCCCGCUCUCCAAAAACCAAAACCAAAAAGUCGAGGCGCGAGCACUGCUUUUGUACCACCCAAUAUAUAGCACAGUGCACGCCACGCCCUCACUGGAUAGCUACCUAGCUACUUCUCAGCUAUCAGCUACUGCAAUGCGAGUGCCUCCUCAUGAAUCACAUGCGCUGCGGAGCGGCGAUGCGUACACCCAUCCAACAAGCCGUGGCGGCGUGGCCUAAUUUCUUUUUGGGAACCGUGCUUGCCGUGUUCGUGUCGAUGGGGACCUGCCAUCGGGUUGGUCGUGGGGGCUGUUCUUUCCGUGUGGGGGCUUGGUUUGGGAGUUAUGGCUUGUAGCUUGGGGGUGCUGUUGCUGGUGAGAUUGGUGACAUACCUAGUGACAGUGUUUGAGCGGGGCAGCAACGGGAGCUUCCAGUUGAGUUGUUAAAAAAAAAAAUAAAAAAAAAAAAUUAAAAAAAAAAAAGGCGUUUGUUGUUUAUUGUUUAUCGGCAUACUUAGCCGGGUAGGUGUCGAGUGGCUGUUUCCACCGCUUUCUCAGUACUCCUAUAGGUAAUGAGAGUAACGUCGCACGUUGAACAGUCAGC